This is a messenger RNA of Perognathus longimembris pacificus (Pacific pocket mouse), 1179 nucleotides long. RefSeq names its product LLP homolog, long-term synaptic facilitation factor (gene Llph). The coding region runs from base 150 to 677 and encodes 175 amino acids. Gene Ontology annotation, biological process: dendrite extension. Gene Ontology annotation, cellular component: nucleolus. The record is from RefSeq and is a predicted model, not a curated record. Lineage: Eukaryota; Metazoa; Chordata; Mammalia; Rodentia; Heteromyidae. Gene Ontology annotation, molecular function: RNA binding. The transcript is spliced from 3 exons.
GACUUGGGCUCCGUUCUGUCGCUGGUGGAGAAUUUCACCUCAAGCCUGAUCCUUUCCCGGCCAAGGUUGAGCUCCAGCGUAGAUAAUUCAGCAUUACAUCCAGGGAGGGAAUCCCCGACGUGCGGAAGAGGGCCCUCCGGCCUCUCCGCAUGCUGGGCGGAGUGGAACCCGUCCAAGGAGCCGUUUAUCCCACUGAGAUUAACUUGGGCCCACAAAGUUGUUUACAACGCUUCGUGCUGUGUUUGUGUCGCUUUGGACUAGGGAACAGAGUGAGUUGUGGUAAUUGGCCUUCCGAAAGGAACAUGGCUAAAAGUUUACGGAGUAAGUGGAAAAGGAAAAUGCGUGCUGAGAAGAGGAAGAAGAAUGCCCCAAAGGAGCUCAACAGACUUAAAAAUAUACUCAAAAUCAGCGGUGAUGUUUUAAUGAAAGAUGUUCAAGAAAUAGCAACUGUGGUGGUACCCAAACAUUGUCAAGAGAAAAUGGAUUGUGCGGAGAAGGAUGACAAUGAUGACAUGAAGAUGGAGACUGAAAUUAAGAGAAACAAAAAGACUCUUUUAGACCAGCAUGGACAGUACCCAGUGUGGAUGAACCAGAGGCAGAGAAAACGGCUGAAGGCAAAGCGAGAGAAAGGAAAGGGAAAGAACAAAGCAAAAGCAGCAAAGGGUCUGGCCUGGUAGCCUCUUAAAAACUUGAAAAUGUCAAUGGGACAGAUGUUUGAUUAAAAUGUUGUGUGCAUUGAUUUCAUGGGGUAAAAACUUACGUUUCCAACUGGGCUUACCUUCUUCAGCUCAGACCCUCAAUAACUUUUUAAAUUUCCUUUGAUGAGUCAAAGCUGUACUGAUGUUUUAAUUGAAUGUUUUCCAGCAUCCAGGUAUUAUAAGACAUCACAGUUCUGUUAAAUAGUCACAUGAUUGUAAUCAUUCUCACAACUUGGUUGUUGACAUCAGUAAAGAUAAAACAAAUGAUACACUAUUGAACUGACUGAACUCAUAUACUUAAAAUGGUAUUGUAAUAUUUAGCAGUAUGACACAAGAUGUUAUAAACAGUAGUUGCUUGGUGUUUCUAAAUUUGUAUAAUUCAGAAUAAAAGAUAUUUUCUGUGUAGAUACUGAAGUUUGAUCUUUGUAUAUCCAUAGGGUUUUCCAGUGCUAGAGAAGAUCAGAUUCUUAAGUUUAAAAAA